Messenger RNA from Hypomesus transpacificus, 2349 nucleotides. Its product is annotated as zinc finger BED domain-containing protein 4-like. The transcript has 2 exons. Lineage: Eukaryota; Metazoa; Chordata; Actinopteri; Osmeriformes; Osmeridae. Gene Ontology annotation, molecular function: protein dimerization activity. Bases 1479 to 2081 code for a protein of 200 amino acids. The record is from RefSeq and is a predicted model, not a curated record.
AUGAGCUCACGGAGGCUUUGACAUCAUACAUCAGCUUCUGUGAGGACUGCUGUAGACCAACUAGGGGUGCACCGAUCCGAUACCAAGAUCGGAUAUCGGCCCCGAUCUAGACAAAAAAGAUGGAUCGGGGAUCGGAAAAAUUAGCCAAUCCAUUGGCCGAUCCAGCACAUCCUACAUCAUUCGUCAGCAGCACGUGUGUCACAUGCUGGAAGAGUUGAGCAUUAGCAACAUGGAGCGAGCCAAAGGGUCGGCUGUGUGGAAAUAUUUCACACUUGCUACGCCAACUACUUUUUUGGCUGUUUGCAAUGUCUGCAAACAAAAUGUCUCGAGGGGUGGUGGUAGUAUUACAAAGUACAACACUACAAAUUUAAUCAAACACCUCAAAAAGCACCAUGCUAAGGAGCACUCUGAAUUCCUGCAGCUCAACAAAACCAAAGAAGCAGGAGACAAUACAGCCCAGCAACUAACUUUGACAGAUGCAUUUCAACGAUGCAACAAGUUUCCAACGGAAAGCUUGAAAGCAUUGGCAAUAAUACAGAAAGUUUUAGAAUUCAUUGUUUUAGAUGCUCAACCAAUGUCAGUUGUUGAAGACGAGGGCUUCCGUCGCCUACUGGAACACUUAGAGCCAAGGUACUCUCUUCCAUCGCGCAAGUAUUUUUCUGAGACUGCAUUGCCAGACCAGUACAAAAAGUAUGCGAACACAUCUCAAAAGAGAUUAAAGACGUAAAGGCAAUGAGUUUCCCUACAGAUAUAUGGAGCUCUGCUGUGUGUCCAAUGUCGCUUUUAAGUUUAAAAGUUUAAAACUGUCCACUGGUUGGACACGAGCUGUACACCACACAGUGCUAUGCUUCAAGCGAAGAACUUCCACGGUUCACACACCAGAGAUACCAUUUUGGCUGCAAUGAAGGAGAUGCUUAACCAGUUUCACAUUCCUUUGAAUAAAGUGCAAGUCAUACUCCGCGAUAAUGCAAGUAACAUGAAAAAGGCCAUGGAUAAGAUGGGGGUGCGGAGCUUAGGCUGCUUUGCUCACACAUUGCAGCUUGUAGUCGAUGAGGGACUACUGUCACAACGGAGUGUGAGCGAUGCCAUUGCAGUCGGUAGACACAUUGUGGGACAUUUUAAACAUUCCCCACUUGCAUAUUCCCGGCUGCAAGAUAUCCAGCUCCAGAUACAAAUGCAACCUAAAUGCCUGCAACAAGACGUCAAAACAAGGUGGAAUAGUACCUACUUGAUGAUAGAGUCUUCUGGAACAGAAGCGAGUCCUCUGUGCUUACAUUGCUGACCAUGACCUGCCCAGUACACUGGCCGCUAACCAGUGGGCUUUGCUAGAAAAAACGAGCAUUGUUCUAGCGCCAUUUGAAGAGCUAACAUGGAAAGUAAGCUCAUCGACUGCCUCCACCGCCGACGUCAUUCCAGCUGUCACCGUCCUCAAACGCAUCCUGGCUAAAGAAGGCGAUGCAGAUACUGGAAUCAAAACAAUGAAAAAUACCCUGCUACAAUCUGUCACCAAACGCUUCGACACUGUGGAAGAUGAACCCCUAUAUGCACUUGCCACCCUGCUGGACCCGAGAUAUAAAGACAGAUACUUUACAAGUGCACCAUCUGCAAAGCGUGCAAAAGAUGCACUGACAGGGGAACUAGAGGAAGACUUGAGGAGUAGCACAGAUGGAGCAUCAGAGGCUGCAGAGCCUCAAGAAAAGUCCCCUUGGGUGGAAGCAGCAGCAGCAGCACCAAGUAAGAGCAGCUUUAUGCAAGAGUUUGACCAAAUCGUGGAGGAGUGUGAAGAUCCCAGUGCAGCAAGCAGCUCGAGCCCUGCAGUCCAACUGCAUGGAUAUCUUGCAGAGAAAACCAUCGCUGCCUCAGACAACCCAUACCAGUAUUGGGGACUGAACAAAUACCGAUUACCUUGUCUUGCUGCCACUACCACAAAAUACCUCUGUGCCCCCUGCACCAGUGUAGAAAGCGAGAGAGUGUUCAGCACAGUUUCCAACAUUGUGGAUGAAAAAAGAAAUAGACUUACAGCAGAGAGAGCAGAAAUGCUUGUCUUCAUGAGAAAAAAAUUGCCAUUGCUGAUUAAGUGAGCAAUCACAGGUCUGAGUGUGACACUGCACUACAUAUGUUUACAAUGUUUGGUUAUUAUUAUGUUUGUUUAUUCUCAAGUUCAGCUGCUAUGUUUUAUUUUGAAUUCCCGUUUGCAAGACUUUGCACUUAAUAUAUUUGUUAAAUGUUUUCAAUGUUGGUUACUGAUUACUAUUGUAUGUUCAACCAUUACACUGUUUUGUUUCUGCGGCUACAUGUUAUUUAUUUUAAUUUAAGAAGUUUACAGAUUACAUUCUGUUUUAGAUUUGA